This is a messenger RNA of Meloidogyne enterolobii, 642 nucleotides long. The record is from the annotation of a GenBank genome assembly. NCBI's taxonomy places the organism in Eukaryota, Metazoa, Nematoda, Chromadorea, Rhabditida, Meloidogynidae.
AUGAAUUUUUUAAAUUAUAUUUUAUUUGUGUUAGUUGUUGUUGAGACUGGGAGUAAAAAUAAGCUUAUAGCACCUGUACAUGCAUUACUAGCUAAUGAACAAAAGUUUGUUGAAGACAGACAUAAUUGGCGUCGUUCCCAACUGGCAGGUGGGCAAUCACAAAACAAAACGGGGAUGAUGCCUACAGGCAAAAAUAUUUGGACAAUGAAAUACGACGCAUCUUUAGAGGCUAGUGCCCAAGCAUGGACCAAUCAAUGUACUAUGACCCAUUCUGGUAGUCCUAAUGGGGAGAAUGGCUGUUUCCUUGGCAAUCAAGAGACUAAUGUGGUAAAUGCUUUAUCAACUUGUUGUGAUCUUUGGUGGGCAGAACUUGUGAAUAAUGGAGCUCCUAGCGAUUUGGUAUUGACAAGUUCAAAUUGGUAUCCUACUGGGCAUUGGAGUCAAAUGGCCUGGGCAAAUACUUUAAAAGUUGGUUGUGGCUUCGCUUACUGUCCUAACAGUACUUAUAAAACUCACAUUUUCUGUCAAUACAGUCCACCCGGAAAUUACAUGGGACAAAAAAUUUAUGAGCCUGGACCAGUUUGUAGUGGUUGUAAUGUAGUCAAUGGACAAUUGCAGUGCCAAUAUGGACUCUGUAUUUGA